Molecule: messenger RNA, 570 nt
Organism: Botrytis fragariae
Lineage: Eukaryota; Fungi; Ascomycota; Leotiomycetes; Helotiales; Sclerotiniaceae
Exons: 2
Coding region: 1-570 (189 amino acids)
Source: RefSeq, a predicted model, not a curated record
AUGUCUCAAAGAUUACUUGUUCAAAACUUGCCUUUUGGGGCCGAUAAAUUCUCAGCGCCCGUUCAACAACAGGCUGAAGAAAUUAUUCACAGAUGCGUCGGAUACCGCCCCGAGAACAAAUGCGACUGCAGCGAUGUUGAGAAAUUCAGUCCAGGUUCAAAGAUUCGUGACGAUCCGCUGUUUUUGAAGAUCCUUUCUGGUAUGGCUGACGUACAAAUCGCCGGCCCCAGACAGGAAAUACUGAAUGGACAUGGGUCGGAACAAUAUGCUGCACAGAGUCGUAAAGAAAGAAUAAAGAACUGGAUUUCACAUGUGCAAAGCGAAAGCGAAAAUUUUACCAAGUACGAGUAUGAUAUGAAGGAGGAUAUCAACAAUGGAGAUACUACUCUCAAUGGGUAUGCGGUCAACGCGAGCCUACCGAGCCCAGCAGAGCGCUUCGAAACUAAAGAAGAAGUUGAUCUGAGAAUUCAAUCUGCUGUUGACUUCAUAUUAUAUUACACUGACCCUCUCGCAUUCUUCGCAAGCCCCGCCUCCGAUGCCUAUGACGAAAUCGAUAGUGAUAAGAGUUAA